Molecule: messenger RNA, 2749 nt
Organism: Daldinia vernicosa
Lineage: Eukaryota; Fungi; Ascomycota; Sordariomycetes; Xylariales; Hypoxylaceae
Product: WD40 repeat-like protein
Exons: 1
Coding region: 294-2489 (731 amino acids)
Biological process (GO): proteasome-mediated ubiquitin-dependent protein catabolic process
Cellular component (GO): nucleus
Molecular function (GO): protein binding; protein-macromolecule adaptor activity
Source: RefSeq, a predicted model, not a curated record
GGGCGUGUCUAUGGAUACUUGAUCAAACUUCUUACCUCCGAACCGGCCAGAAUCCUUACCUACCAUCUUAUUAUUCCCCACCAUUACUAUUCAAUUUGUUACCGUCUCCAAGUCAAUCGAAGCUUAACUUAGUUACUUUCUUCUCUAUUAUGUCAAAUUGUCCCCAUCUAUCCUCUUGAUACUAGGUUAGAUAUCUGGUUCCAAGGGUCCGAGGGCAUUGGUGGCAUCUGUCCUUCUUGUGGAGGCAAGUUGUGGACCUAGCAGAAGUAGAAGAAGAAGAAGCAGAAGCUAGAAUGGCCGACGAUGCAUCAAAUUCAAGGCUCUCCUCGCCGCCCAGGGUCAUGAAUGGUAAGGAGAGAAGAAACCCAUCUAUCACUCCCAGAAAGUUCCGACGGUUCUUUACUCCUCGCUCUCGAGUACCUACGCGUAUCAGCCCGGCAAGAAAGGCUCUAAAGGAUCUCGCCGCCCCUGAGUUGAACAAUCGUUAUCAGACGCCUGCUCCCUCUAGUCCAUUAAGACCUUAUUCAGAUGAACAUAUUCGAGAUGAGAAUGUCGAUGCCGAGGAUGUUCCAACGCCCAAAAGACGGAAAUUCAACCAUACUCCCGAUUCUUCGCCAUGCCGACCCCCUUUAAUCUGCCAGCCAAGCCAUGUUGGAUUCGAAGCGUCACCGGAUACCAGGCCAGCCCUACUCAGCCCAAUUAGAUCUAUUCGUUCCAGUCGGGAGGAUAUUGAUUUGGAUAAUGAUGCUAGCGAGGAUGAACUCCCAUCAUGGCCAAUGCCAAUAAGACGGCUCGUACCUUUGACAAGUCGCGGCUUUGCCGGUCAACUUGCACAAAGACAACUGGGGGGAAUGCCUCAGGCUGGACGCUCUUUCAUGUCAUGCCCGGCCUCGGACUGGAGAAUAGAUGCUGCCGACUUUUACAGCAAGCCCGAUGAUGUUCAUUCCUGUAAUAGUCACGACGGCCAAGGCCGAUGCAUACCAUUUUGCGCUGCCGCCUGUCACAAGAACAGCUUGACGGCAAUAGGAGAUGAGGAAGGUCGAGUCCGUCUACUGGAGUCGUCUGGUGAUUCGUCUGAACCAUUCCGCAAGAUUCAUCUAUGUUUCCAAGCCCACACCAAUGCUAUUAUCGACUUGUCUUUCUCAGAUGACGACUACCGUCUGGCUACUGCAUCUGGCGAUCAAACCGGAAGAGUUAUAGAUAUGAUGACACAAACUCCAAUUGCGAUUCUUCAACAUCAUACCGCCUCUCUGAAGCAAGUUCGUUUCCAACCGGGCAAAUCCAAUGGCAGUGUCCUCGCAACAUCUUCCCGUGACGGAAGUGUUCAAAUAUGGGAUCUUCGUUGCUCAGGGAAACCAAUGCAGGACAUCUUAGCACCCGAAGAACGUGAGGUCGCUUUACGAUACCGGCGCCCAGCACCCAAACAAGGCUGUGCUAUCAAUAGUCUUUAUCACGCUCAUGUACGCACGUCACGUCAAGCUCAGCAGGCGUCAAACCUUGGACCUGGGGAUAUACCGUCGCAUCGUGAGCUACCAAACCGAGUUGGUGAUGUAUCUGUUACAGCACUCCAAUUUUUGCCCACGGGACAAGAGCACUUGCUACUUACUGCAUGUGAGGCGGACGCUUCUAUCAAACUUUGGGAUAUCCGCGCUAUACACUCGUCUCGCCAGAAGGUUCCCUCUCCAUUAUCUGUGACCACUCCACCCUCUUCGCAUCAGCAUUGGAGACCCUUUGGAAUUUCAUCUCUAACACUCAAUACCGACGCCUCUCGACUAUAUGCGGUGUGCAAGGACAAUACUGUGUAUGCUUAUUCAACCGCCCAUCUUAUACUAGGACACGCUCCGGAACUCUCUACGCGGAACGGCGAGGCACCCCGACGAAGACACAAUGCGGUACCUCACCAAGGCCUAGGGCCGUUGUACGGGUUCCGACACCCGUCGUUUCAUGCAACUAGUUUUUACGUCAAAGCCGCCGUCAGGCCAGCCCGUGACGGCAAGAGUGAACUGUUAGCCGUGGGGAGCAGCGACUCUUGCGCUAUGUUGUUCCCUACACAGGAACGAUAUUUCAGGGAUGACCUUCUUGGUGCAAUGGGCUCUCUAAGUCUAGAAGAUUCUACGAUAGGUGUCUCCCAGAAACAGACGGUGUCGAACUCAAGCUUCUCAUCUACGGACUCGAAUACGGUGCGCAGGUCGCUUUUUCGGACCAAUAGUACCGCCAACCUCUCGGCCAGACUCAACGAUGAUAUACCUAUCGUUCGAAUGGGGGCGCCGCUCGUUCGAGGACACGAAAGCGAGGUUGGCGCGUUGACUUGGACGAGCGAGGGUAAACUCGUGACGGUGGGCGACGACUACUUGAUUCGGUGCUGGAGCGAAGGGAGAGAAGAGGCGGCGGAUCUGAGGACAGGUGGCGAGACGGGUGGUCGACGUUGGGGAUGCGGUUGGGCGGAUGUUGGGGACGACUGGGAUCAGCUCGAUGACGAUGAGGAGUAAAGGAAAGGUUAAGGUUACAGCAUGGCGUCGGGUUGGAACUAGUAUUCAGCAUUGAGCAUUGCAGGCUCUGGAUUAUACCCCUAUAUUUGCUUUAGAGCUUGGCAAAUAAGCUCCCUUCUGCGCAUGAGUUCAGAUUUAAUGAGUCUUUACCGUACUUGAGGAGCCAGCUUUUAUGAUUCUGUGUUUGGUGUGUUGUGGCUUUCUGACCAACGUUUUGUCUGUGUCUUAAUGUAUAUUUUCCCGUGGAGUGUAUAAGUCAC